Stegodyphus dumicola is the source of this 8572-nucleotide messenger RNA. Its product is annotated as glypican-5-like. Gene Ontology annotation, cellular component: extracellular region; cell surface; plasma membrane. The record is from RefSeq and is a predicted model, not a curated record. Lineage: Eukaryota; Metazoa; Arthropoda; Arachnida; Araneae; Eresidae. Gene Ontology annotation, biological process: positive regulation of canonical Wnt signaling pathway; regulation of protein localization to membrane; cell migration.
AUUUGGCGUUGCUGUGCUGUCGAAGCUCUUUCUUUAGUUGCUGUGUCGCUAUCUAGUGUGGACGAUCUAGGAAUGUGGAUAUCAUAGAGGGUGAGGAGGAUGUCUUUGGGGAGCGUGAUAUUCGCGUGUUUGCUGUGCGGCGCUGCCGCGCUGGAGAACGGCACGUCGUGCGCGGACGUACGGCAGGUGUUCGUCAUGAAAGGUAUCGGGCAAGCACAACUUGUUCCUGACAUGCGGACCAAAGGUGAAGAAUUAGAACUUUGCCCAUCUGCCCAAACAUGUUGUUCUAAAUCUAUGGAAGGCCAAUAUCAAGAAGCCGUGAAAAAAGACUUUAAAAAUAUGUUACAAGGGGCUGGCUCAUAUCUCAAAACUCUAAUUACUACAAGCGCUACGAAGUUCAGAGAUACAUUCCUGGAAAUGGUUCAAGUAUCUGAAAAUAGCACAAACGCACUAUUUACGGAUGGCUAUCCAUCUUGGGAACUGCAGGCUCGAGUUCCUCUUGGUCAGUUGUUUGCAGAUCUCCUAGCAUACAUGAAUGGACAGGAUGUAGAUUUAGAAGAACGUGUAGCCUCUUUCUUCGAUUCUUUGUUCCCUCUUGCUUACUAUCAUUCCGUCAACUCCAAUCAGAAAGAUUUCAGCGACACAUAUAAAGAAUGCUUGCGUGAUGGACAGGUAGAAAUCCGGCCAUUUGGAGACUUGCCGGAGAAGAUAGCCUCUCAAAUAAGCAGCUCAUUUGAGGCUGCGAGGACGUUUCUUGAAGCUCUCCAACUAGGCGUUGAAGUUAUCAAUACCACGGAGCACAUGGACUUCGGCCCGGAAUGCAGAAAAGCCUUCGUACGUCUCAUAUAUUGCCCACACUGCCAAGGCUUAGUAUAUGCAAAACCUUGUGCUGGAAUGUGUCUCAACGUAGUCCGAGGCUGUUUGGCAAGUGUUUCUGAGCUCGAUGCAUCCUGGAGUGAGUACGUAAGCGCCUUAGAAAGGCUCACGUCUGGAAUGGUGGGAAUAUAUAACAUUGAACAAGUAUUACGUGAGCUAGAUAAAAACAUUUUCGACACUGUCACUUACGUAACAGCCAACUCAGCAGACGUAACUAAAAGGGUGAAACAGAAAUGUGGACCUCCUCGACGUGUGAGCCGAGAAGUCCCUCCUGCAACAGCUGCUCCGACUCAGUCGGAGCCUCUGUCACUGAGACCCAUGUCCCAUACUAGCCUUUACAUGAUGCUGCAGAAUUUCGUUCACAAAGUGGCCGAGUCUAAAGACUUCUACUCCAACUUAGCUGAUCGUCUUUGUAGUGACGGAAAUUUUGUUCCCAAAGGAGACCUACAUUGCUGGAACGGCGAAGGACUUGCAGAGUAUACGAAGACUAUUGCUGGCAUAGGAGUAUCAGCACAGAAAUACAACCCCGAGAUGAAGGCACCUAGAGUACGUGAUGUCACCGUAAAUACACUUGUUGACAAGCUACAACACGUGAAACAAAUUCUGAGCAGCAGAGUAACGUCGGUACCGCAGUCAGAUUCCUCUGUAUUGGGUGAAGGCAGUGGUAGCGGCGGCUUUUGGGCAAUUGGUGACGAUGAAGAUUACGCAGGUGCAUCCGGCAGUGGGGACUUCCAAAAAGAGGAUAAAACUGAUCUUCACUUCGUGCGCAGUGAUGGGGAUACCACGCCCAAUGCUGCUGGUGACAGAAGUAGAAUCCCAGUCAUCUUGGUCUUCUUCUGUACCGUCUUCCUUCUGAGGAGGAAAUGAGUCCAUUUUAGCAAUAUUUUCACGAGACUGCAACUCGAUAAUGCGCACAUCUCCAAUAGCACCGCAAUAACUGUGUGCCAACGGCUCGUUCCUCGCUUAUCGUAGCUAGCGUUUUUGCUCCCUUAUUAACUAAUCAAAGUGUUUGAGAUCUAUUUCGGCUAAUCUACGACCUCAAGAUAUCAGCUGGUUGGGAAAUAUGUCAUUUUGAUUACCGAAUUAGAUCGGAAUUUUGUUGAAAGCGAUCUAUUCGCAAUGUUUCUAUUUUCAAAUGCUUUCAACUCGAGACAAUGCACUUGCUUUCACGCUGUCUGUUGCAUAUCUGUUUGGCUUGGUGCUUGAGAAAAAGGGACGAAUGACGUAAUCGAAUCCUGUAGCCGUGAAUGUUUUUAUUUCAAUUUUGUUUUUUCACUGAUUUUUUUUCCUAUUAUUAUUUUUUUACAAAACGGUGUUAUCGCCGUGAUUGUUGAGAAGUGAGUCGUUUAAAUUUUCAAAGUGCCAUUUUCUUAUGUUUCUUUUAUAGGGCAUUUUUUAAUUUUGACAAUUUUUUUUAAUUCUUCCAAGCCCCUUUUUUUAGAGUUUCAUUUGUCUCGAUGUACUUCCGGGAGUUGAAACAAUCGGAGUAAACUCCAACAGCUAUUGUGAUAAUGCAAAUAAAGCAAAAUUUAAGUUGGUAGAGGCCGAGUUAAACCUGCGUGGGCCUUUCUCGCCUUCAAUCAACGCAAAUGUGUAUAUGUGUGUUAUCUUGUCGUCUUAGAUUAACUUUUAUAAUUAUAAAUGUGUGUAUAUUGCGCGAAAGUCCAUGUCUAAUCCGAGGUGAUAUAUUGAUUGCUGAAAAGUCAAAUGCGAGAAAGCAAGGUUGUGAUUCAUUUUGUUUCCUAAAGUAUAUCUGUCUCUCCCUCGCUUUCAUUUGCAGGCGUUUCUGUUUUUUAAUAUUUAUUUUUCCCCCAGUGCGUUUUGCCUUUCUGAGCUUAUUAUUUGUGUUCUUUGUUGUCACACUGGUCCCUAGCAGAAAGAGCGGUCAGUUCAGGUUCGAAAGAAAUCGAGGUAUGUUUUGCAAGCGGUCGCGUUUGAACCUAAUCCAUUCGCAAUAAUUCUAGCCUUACUAUAUUUUCGAACAAAGGUUCACAUAGACAAUGGACCUCCAUUUUCAGUGUCUUCCUCCACAGCUUCCGACCUUCGGCUGCGGUGUGAUAAAAGAGCAUAUUUUUGUGAUCUCUUGUUUGUUUGUAACGUGUCGUUGUCGGAAGACGUGCACUUUUCGAGAGCUGCGAAACAGAGCCGUAUCCAGGGGGAAUUUGGUUUCUCAAUUGAUAGAGAUCAGCAGCGCACUAUUACCUCUUUCGUAUGAAGUAGAGGCCAGCACGUGUAUUGCAGUAUGAGAAUCUCUGCAUACUUCACCUUCCUUUUAAAUAGUCAAUUACUCACGAAAACUGCUACCUGAGCUGCAUACAUACACUAAUAACUAAUAUAUCUGUUAAAGAACUGAUUCUAAAGUUCAUUCUGUAGUAAUACCAUCAGUUACUCCGAGAAGCGGAUUUCGCAAAGGAAAAAAAUGUUUCAAGUCGCUGACAGUUAAAUUUUGUAUGGUGACCAGAUGCGAAGCCAAAGUAGGCUAAGAACCAUAAUUCAAGUACAAAUAUUUAAAAUCAAAGUAGUUAAAUUCUUCCCGAUUUAAUAAAAUGUUAUCGUCUGAAAUAUUUUUUAGGAAAAGAGGAACAGAUUCCUCUACAUGAAUUGAAAUACUGAGUUUUAUUACAAAAGCGUAGUAUGAUUAUAUAUGUGGGGCUAUAUAUGACUUGAGAACGAGGUUAAAGUAUAAGCUAUACUACUUUAUUGACUAAACCAGCGGUUCUGAACCUUUUGACUAAUGCGUACCAUCUAAACAAAAAUUGAAACCUUUUAGUACCACUAGAAAGUACUACUACCACCACGACUCUUGAACAAAGCUCAGAUCUCAUAAAUUUACGAGUAUUAGAGAAAAAAAACUCAAUCAAGAUGUUGGGGUUUUAAUUUUUGAAUUUAAUAGUUAAAAAUACUUUGCGUCUUUGCGUACCACGGGUUGAGAACCCCUGGACUAAACUAUUAUUAUGAAUUAGAAAGCUGGUAAUUAUAAAAUUAAAGUAGCGGUUAGAUAACCCCACAAGGAUGACAGAGUCCAUGAAUAGUUCACGUAAUAAUUUAGACGGUCCUUUCACCUCAUAUUAUCUAAGUUCAAACGUUACAAGAUCGCUGAACAUCACUGUUGACCUUUCUGGGCGAUUACCACUCCUCGAAGGCUCAUCAGUGUGAUUCUCUGCUUUGGGCAGUUUCAAAGCUCGUCAGCUUUGGAUCCGGAACUGAAGCACGUAUGCUUCUGUUCAGGCCUGGAGCUCGAAUAUGCGCUGCGCUGGUAGCAAACUAGGGUGACGUCAGUGCUUGACAGACGUACUUCCCCCUAUAUAUAUAUAUAUAUAUAUAUAUUUAAUGACACUAAUAUUUGCUUAAAUUAAGCGUGAUGAUAAAAUGUAUUCAAAUAAUCAGUAUGUUUGAAUAUUACGCCAAUUUAAUGAUUACUAAAAAGAAACUGAAUUUUAAAAUUUUUCUCACAACAAGAAAGAAUUAUUUUCUGUUUGCGGAGUAUUAAUUAGUAUACUUUAAUAACUUUUAAACAUUUUAUUUGGGGUAAUAUUUCAAAACACACUUUGGUCGCUUCAUAACUUAGGAAUACAUUUUAUCAUAUUUCACUGUUCAGAAUACUUACAUAUUUACUGUAGCCGAAUGCUUUUAAUGAUAUUACAUACAUAAUUUUUUAUUUCGUUUUGCGUAAGGUAUUUAAUUACUUUGUAUGAGUUUAUAAUUUUUCAGGUAAUUUAGUUGGCGUUGUUUUUUUUUUUUUUUUUUUUUUUAGAGAGCUUUAGCAAUGAUAUAUUAAUUUAACGAUUCAUUCUUAUCGUAGAGCUUAUAUUUAUAUAAAAAAAGACAUCAGUUAGUUUCUAACCUUUGGAAGCCAAAGAAAUUAGUCUCAGCUCUGAAAGUGAAAUUAAAAAAGACGCUAAUCGUGAAUAUGAUAAUUGAAUCGGAAGAAGGGUAUAUAACAAUGAUGCAGAAAUUUUUGACUUCGAAAAUAUUUAGAGUUUUUCUGUAGGAACUAAACAGCAGAAAAAUUUAUUCAGGAGCCCAGGAAUUUUUCGCAGUACGUUUUUUUUCUUAAAUUCGUAAGUUUAACAAAAAUAAAACAUAUAUUAUAAAAUUACGCUCUUAUGAAAAAUAUUAAAAAAAUUAGUAGUUGACGUAGUUGAACUUGUACCUGUUGAGUUUUAAUUGCUUUCUUUGUUGCGCUCUGAACACUUUAUAUCUUUCAUUACACCCAAUCUGCGUAUCCUUGACCUUUGAUUAGUCAUAUGCUAGAAAUAACGUCAUCGUAUAUCUAGACAUCAGUCAUUUAAUUAAACUGACAAAUUUAAUUAUAUGACGAAUCUGCAUAACCGCUGACUGUCGUUAACCUCUUCACCUCUUCAAUUCUCUUGAAAACGUCACCUCUUCAAUUCUCUUGAAAAGCGACGUCCAGACACUGCGUGGUUUCCAAAUACAUUGCAUAUGCUGUAUAUUUUGUACAAAACAAUUAAAAGUAAAGCUGGUUUAAAUACCGCAUUAGCAAUAAUAAUUUUUAAACUUCUUUUUUAAUUUGUAUAAAUUAUUACUGCCUCAUAACAGGUGGCAAGUUGAAAACCAUAAACAAUUAUUCAGACUUUCUUCGUCAUUUACGCACAAUCUGCUUAUAAAUCCUGUGACUUACGAUACAUAACACUGCCGUUAUACAUAAAAUCGGACGACAAAAGAUUUAUUUUUACAUUUAUGUAAAUACCGAAAAUCAUUUACGUAGUUUCGCAUCGAUAUUAUUUUUUUCAAAUUCUAAUUCUGUUAAAGAAUUAAAUUGGUGAUUUUCUCUUUUAUUUUUUUAAUAUCCUAUAUUUGAGAAAAUAUGCUCGCACACUUAGAAAUUUUUUUUUUCUUUUCUGAAAGAGAGAAGGUAUUCAUUUGAAUGUACGCUGCAUCUUUAUAAUAUAAUGACCAGAGAUUAAAAUUGUGGCUGCAACAUUUUAUAUUUUUUUUUUGAUGAUUCCAUUGCUUAACAUAAUAUGCAACUUUGUAAUAAAAAAUUAAAUUCGUUUUCUCUGCCGGAAGCAACUCUAGUGUAUUUGAAGUGCAGUACCUGGAAAAAAAACUAACAAAGUCAAGAGAAUAAAAUUAAUUGUUCAGUUAUUAAAUUAUGUAAGAUAAACAAAUGCGACUUUAUUUUGCAAAAGCUUUAAUAUUGAAGUGACAUAACUAUAAGCAUUUUUGGAUUAUCAAAAAGUGUAGAAAGUAAAAGUAAUCUGUAGAUGCAAGGUCUUAGCAGAAUUCUAUAUCUCAGCCACAUUUAAUUCCGUAUUCUGAUUGAUUAAACUCACAGUAUUAUUUCAGGUAGAUAUGAGUGAAAAGCACAACUGGACACUUCUAAAAUUUACAUACUACAUAAAAAACAAUAUUUACAAAUAUUCUACGUAAAAGAUGCGAAAUAAUGUAACUUUUGCUAAUUUUCUACAUUUAAUUACGGUUAUAGAAGCGUAAAUUUCGAGUUCUGUAUACAGCUUCCGAAUCAAUAAUUACACCACAGUGUUGUGAUAUUAUAUAUGGCUUGUCACAUUCAGUUGAAUAUUUUACUGUAUAAUAUUAAUGUAUUACUAAGUUUUCAUGAAAUGGAAUAAAUCUCGUGUCAUUUAUUUACUAAGUACAUUCGCACAAAAAUGAAUUAAAAUUCGUGCCUAUAGAGUUAUUUUUGCAUAAUAAAAUGUAAGACCAACAAAAGAACAUAAAGCUUAGAUAUACUCAUAUAUGUAUACUAUAGAAAUAGUCUAAACUAUAUUUAGCAUACUCUUGUACAAAUAAUAUUAUAAAGCAAUAUCUGUAUGUAUACUAAAUGGAAUUUAUUCUAGAGUAAAGCCAUAGAACUGUUUAAAUUAAAAAAAUGGAAGAUUAUGUAUUUUAUAUAACAAUGAAUAUUUAAUUAAUCUCAGGGCUACUAAAAUAGGCUAACCGGAUUUUCAAUAACUUUAAUUUCGUCAAUUUAUUCUUUGAGCUUGUAAAUAGCUGUGUAUAAAAUACGUUCUCAGAAUAAUGAGGUUUGUAGUCCAUGUAACAUAAUACCUACUUUUAUAAACACAUUCAAAUAUUUGUCAUUUAGAACAACAAAAACUUUCGUUUGUUGCAUUUUUUACAUAUUCUACUUACUGCAUUUAUUACAGUUUCUACUUAAACUUGAAAAGAAAAAAAAUUAAGGCAUAAGAAAAAAGCAAAUGAAAAUAAAUCAGAGCAAUAAAUUUUUAAUAUGUAUUUCAAUAUUUUUUAAAGUUCUUUUAUGGAAAUAAAAUUAACACAGCGAAAUAAAAAGGCUUAAUUUCCGAUGCUUGAUAUUUCUAUAUAAGCACACCGCAAUGAAAAUAUGAUAAUGACGAUAAAAGUAGAAAAGUGCUUUACGUCCUUUUCUGUAAACAUUUACAAUAGCACAGUUACGUAAUGUAUUAUUCUGUAUUAAUGCUAAAAUUCUUAUAGUAGCAUUGUUCUCAUAAACAUGGAUGUUUCAAUACAGGCGAUUAUCUAAAAUUCGUGCCUGCAUAAUUAUAUUUCUGAACACUCAAAAUGAGCACAUUUGCAAUGAAUGUCAGAAAAUAUUUGGUAAAUAUGUAAUCUCUGCUUUAUCAUUUACAGUAAGUUAAAAUUAAAUUUAUAUCUAAAAGUAUAACAGAACCAUGUACUACACCUAAUAAGUACACGGUUUUCGUGAAAUAUCGAGUAGGGUGUAUAAUUUAUCUCACGUUAAGAUUUACUAAGAAAUAUCUGAUAUGAUAUAAUGUUCUUUCCAGUUUGUAUUUACAUUACAAUAUUUACUUAAAAAUUUGGAAAAUAGUGCAAUAACAAAAGGAUAUUCUUAACUAAGUUUGAAUUAAAAUAUAAGGGGAACAUCUAUACGUUUAGGAAUUGCUUCAAAAAAUGAUACAAAGCGUAGUUUAUUAUUUAUACAUUAUUCAAGAACUUUUCUGAAAUUUUAAAAGAAUAAAGUUAAGUAAAUGCUUUUCUCGAGAUCGCAUCGUAAUUAAUUUCCGAAUACCUGAAGCGCUUGCUGCAUGUUUUAGAUAAGCUGUUAAUGCUUACUCUAAAUCUCAUAAUAAUUGCAGUUAUAGCAAAGGUGAGCCUAUUUGACUUUUAGCAACGAAUUUUUCCUAUACUUUUGUUCCUCCGUCCCCAAAAAUGAAUUGCUGGUUACGGCUUUGGACGAGCAUAAAAAUGAGAUUUUCAUCGCAUGUGAAUUGUUAGAUUAUGAGACCAUCAGUUCCUAGGUUAUUUGUUUGCAAAAGUAUUUAAGCUUAUCCUGGAGAGCUGGACUCUUCAAAGAAAAAUGGACUUCUCUCUAACAGUGCACGUCUUCUGAACUUGUUCGAUAUGUGAAAAUAAAAGCGACUUGCCUUUGCCUGUGUGAUUAUUGAAAGAACUUCUUUUUUCUCUUAAUUCUUUUGUUUGUGUUCCAGCGCCUAAUGUGAUGAAAAAAAAAAUGUUAAUAUUGUUACCUACAGAAUGUGAUUAAAACAUUGUAAAACUGAAAUGACUUGAUUUUUCUUUCAGGCUGCGAAAGAUCUGUUGAUAGCACUUGUACGUUCAUUCGAACAUAUUUAGUCACAAGUGAGAGCUUUGCAACUAGUGAUAACAAAAUGCAAUUUUCUUUAUUUUGUUGAAAUCGCAGCCUUUGUUUUGUUACAACUCACUUUUUUUAAACAGAAUCACAGCAGGAAAUAAACAUCUUGAAAAAUGUUAA